CAUUCUGGCAUCACGGUAUGGAAACUGACCUAACUUAACCCAAUCCAAACGAAUUUAACCUUAAAAUUAAUGUAUUAAUUCUUUACAUUCAACGGUACAAUUUUUUUCCAAUUACUGAUCGAUAAACUAGAUUGGAAUAAUCAACAAUUUAUUCGUUUCGUGAUGGGAAAUAAGAACAAAUGUUGCCAGCAUAAAGAUAUUUUUGAACGAAUGAAUUAUUUAUACCAGGCUAGUCAUUUGAUAGCAUUAAAGAACAGAGUUGCAGCAUCUUAUUAUGGUAAUAAUAUGCUGGGUUGUGCCAAAAAAGCAGUAUUACGCAUAGAACCAAAUUUGAAGAGGACAAUAUGUAAAUGUUGUCAAACUCCACUUAUACCUGGAGAGACAGCUAGGGUCAGAUUAACAUCUAAACCUAUAAAGGGUGUCAAAUGGACAUGUCUGACUUGUAAGAAUACUAAACGAUUUCCAACGAAAAAAGAAUAUAAAUUAUGGGUUGAUCAACCAGAAGCAGUAGUUGAGACAUUAGAUUAUACAUCAAAAUCAAAGAAUGAAGGCAUCCAAAAACGAAAUUUACAAGAGACUUUAAACACUUGUGGAAAAAGUGAAAACAAUAUAAAUCCAAAGUUAUUUUAAAAAAGUCAGUUAAAGUAUCUCACACACUUCGCAGAGAAAUCGUAGAGAAUACUUUGCAGUUUGGUGUACGAAUAUUUUUUAUUAAUGACUUACAUAAAAUAUGUUACAAUAUUACAAUAAAUUUGUAAUUAAUAAACAGAUAUUUUUGCUAACUGGAAUAUUCAUAACCAUCUAGUAAUAUCAUGAUACCGAUAAUAGUUUUACAUUAAAUGUUCUUAGAAAUAACUCGAUUGUAAAGUUAAGUUACUGCUGUUAUCGAGUAGCGAUACGUUUUUUUUUUUUUUUUUACGGCAAUUGGCGUCUGCGAGGAAUUCUCGAAAAUCACGAUUUGUGCUCUUUGUCAGCCGAGGACGGUUUGUGGAGUCGCUAUUAAAAGUGCAAAGUUGACAUUUCUCGAAGGCAAGAUCGUUUCGCCGUAAUGACAUCGGAAUUCGCCGCGAACGUCAUCACUUCAUCUAACUAUGAUAUGACUAUGUCCGCCCAUCACCAGCGACUCGUGCAAAACCAUUACGAAUUAAAUCAUUGCACUCAUACGUGGGCGCAAUCAAAUCACAGUUUAAUCGGGAAGAAAAUAUAUCAGUCGUUCUCAAGACACAUUUACCUUAAAUAAAUACGCUAAAGCGAAA
Linepithema humile (Argentine ant) is the source of this 1256-nucleotide messenger RNA. It is a transcript of the gene Rpp21, whose product is annotated as ribonuclease P protein subunit Rpp21. Gene Ontology annotation, biological process: tRNA processing. NCBI's taxonomy places the organism in Eukaryota, Metazoa, Arthropoda, Insecta, Hymenoptera, Formicidae. Gene Ontology annotation, cellular component: nucleolar ribonuclease P complex. The record is from RefSeq and is a predicted model, not a curated record.